Leptomonas pyrrhocoris is the source of this 1522-nucleotide messenger RNA. RefSeq lists its product as hypothetical. The coding region runs from base 194 to 1522 and encodes 442 amino acids. The record is from RefSeq and is a predicted model, not a curated record. The transcript has a single exon. Gene Ontology annotation, molecular function: monoacylglycerol lipase activity; short-chain carboxylesterase activity. NCBI's taxonomy places the organism in Eukaryota, Euglenozoa, Kinetoplastea, Trypanosomatida, Trypanosomatidae.
AGUUUUAUAUAUUUUUAUCGGUCUUUGUACAGGAAGACUUACUUCCAACCCUAAUCUUGCGAAUACUGAGAGUCGGAUAGUGCUCGGUACGAAAGAAAGUAGGAGCGGACUCGCUGCAGUCGUAACGAAGAAAACAAUAUACGUAAUAACAACGGUAUACGUUCUAUAUUGAGUAACUAUAGCUUACCUAAAAAUGCUUGUGAAAGUUCAACUUUUCAUCCUCCACACCUUUGUCCAUGUCUUUCUCUAUGUCAUCCCGCGGUGGGUGCAUACGCUGCUGGUGAAGGUGCCCGUGACGGUCUGGGAGUGGCUCACGGGACACCGCCCCUACACCUACAGCCGAUCCAAGGAGCGCCACAUCAAGGUGAUCGCCUCCCAGAAAGACACGGCGACGUCGGACCGGCUGCUCCGGCUUCUUGGCCUGACCUAUGACAUGAUCUACAGCGGUCCGCUCUACAACGGUGACAUUCACACCAUCAUCGGUAACCUGUGGCGGAGUAGCCGUGUCCACUACCUACGGGAGCUGGUGGACGGCUUUGAUGGCAACCCGAUCUGUCUCGACUGGCUGGCCGUUCCGCAGGGCGUUGCAGCGAGGGGUGUCAUUCUCGUUAUCCCAGGUGUGGGCAACUACAGCCAGACGCCGUAUGUGCAGCGGCUGGCGCGGGAUGCGACGUCGCGCGGGUUUCAGCUCUGCGUGCUCAGUCCGCGCGGCAUGGGCUCUGCUCCGUUGACGAAGCCGCGCGUCACGUGCAUCACCUUUACGCAAGACGCGCGGACGGUGCUGCGCGAGCGCUUCGGCCGUGAUCAGAUCCGCGCCCGCUUUGGAAAGGACCUGCCUGUCUUUUUGCUCGGCUUCAGCGCCGGCGGCACGACGGUGGUCAAGGCAAUCGUGGAGGAGUUUGAUGAGUUCAAGAAAGACCCCUCUCGCUACCCGGGGGGAUUUCCGGUGAAGGGCAUGGUCAGCAUGAACGCGCCGUACAACAUGUUCGUGCACCACGAGAUCCUGGAUCGCUGCGCCUUCUACUACCAACAGCCGAUGGUCGUUGCAAUGCAGAAGUACGCCCUGAAGCACGCCGAUCUCAUGAUUCAAGGGUUGCCUGGUCUCCCAUCGUUCAAGGACAGGGAGGAGCUGGAGGAGAAGAUGGCGAAGUUGAAGACCGCCAACGACUUUGUCGAGCACAUUAUAGCUCCUCACUUCGGGUACGAGGAGGGUCCGGCAGAAUACUACAAGGACGCGGCCGGCUUUAAGUGGUUGCAGAAGUCCGACCCGUCGCUCCCCGUUGUCUGCGUGGCGUCUCGCCAUGACCCGAUCACCGGCAUCUCGCACACCGACGAGGAGUGGCAAGCCCUGACGGACCAACACCCCAACGUGGUGUUUGUGGAAACGCCAGUGGGCGGCCACCUCGCCUACCUGCCCAACCCAAUCGACGUGUGGAAAGAGAAGGGCAGCUUUUUGACCGACUUCCCCUUGCACGUCCUCAUGCACGUGGCGGAGAAGACGAGCAAGCCAAAAACUGCCUAA